CAGCUUCUCAGCAAUCAUGUCAAGUGUACCACAACAGCAGCAAAAAAGUACAAACAUGGAGGAGAUAAAGAAGGGAGCAUGGUCUUGGGAGGAAGAUCAAAAAUUGAAAGAUUAUAUCAUGAGAUAUGGCAUUUGGAAUUGGAGCAACAUGCCCAGAUUUGCAGGGCUUUCAAGAACGGGAAAAAGUUGUAGAAUAAGAUGGAUGAACUAUCUCCACCCUGAAGUUAAGAAAGGCCCCUUCAGCAUUGAAGAAAGAGAAACGGUCAUCAAAAUGUAUCAGCAACUCGGAACUCGAUGGUCAGCUAUUGCUGCAAAAUUGCCAGGAAGAACUGACAAGGACGUUAAAAACUUCUUCUACACACAUUUAAAGAAGCAUCUAGGUAUGAAAAAUGAUGCCCUACUGAAGUUUAAGGCAAGACGCAAAAGGGUGGAGAAAACCAAGAAAAGUGAGAAGAAGAUAAAUCCCGAAUUCGAAAAAGCUCAAGAAAGACCCAUAUUAUUACUGGCUAUUAAUAAUCUAACGAUAGGAACAUCCAGCAACAACAGUUUGAUAUCACCUGAUGUUUCUUCAUCCAACAGCAGCAUUAUUACAUUCGAGGAAAACCAAAAGAUGAAUAAUGUGGAUGAUCAGCCAAUUAUUGACAUGGAAAACACGGUUAUCUUGGAGAGCAAUCCUGAAACUCAUCUGUCUGAUCAUAGUUUGAGCAUUGAGUCAAUGGAUCAGUUCGAUACGAGUUCGUUCUGGUUUCAUCUACUUAAUGAUGCCCACCGUCUUAUUUUAUGA
This is a messenger RNA of Nicotiana attenuata, 784 nucleotides long. Its product is annotated as transcription factor WER-like. NCBI's taxonomy places the organism in Eukaryota, Viridiplantae, Streptophyta, Magnoliopsida, Solanales, Solanaceae. The transcript has 3 exons. The coding region runs from base 17 to 784 and encodes 255 amino acids. The record is from RefSeq and is a predicted model, not a curated record.